Molecule: messenger RNA, 1325 nt
Organism: Belonocnema kinseyi
Lineage: Eukaryota; Metazoa; Arthropoda; Insecta; Hymenoptera; Cynipidae
Product: zinc finger protein 718-like
Exons: 2
Coding region: 113-1054 (313 amino acids)
Cellular component (GO): nucleus
Source: RefSeq, a predicted model, not a curated record
GCAGAAUUCCAAAAGUGAAUCGAAGACAUCAAUAGAAAGACUAGUUUUUGAGCCAUAUUCUUGUACAGCUACUCAUAUUUCUUCUGAAAAUAAAUCUGCUGUCAAGACUUUAAUGGAAUACGACGUUGAUGAGACUUUGGAAAUCAAGGAAGAGAUCAUUCAAGAUCAAGAGGCAAUUACAAUCCAGAAACGGGAUAAAACAAACGAAUCAAAAUUUUGUACCGUAUAUGUAAGAGAAGAUGAUAUUUUGGAGAUUAAGCCGAAACCGCAGACUCUAAAGAAGCAAAAAAUGCAGGAAUCAGAACAGAAGCACACAUGCGAAAAGUGUGGUCGAACCUAUAAAAAUAAAUGUCAUAUGAAUUAUCAUCAAAAAUACUUAUGCGGCGUUAUGCCACAGUUCAGUUGUAAAUUCUGCAACAAGCAAUUUAAACGGAAAUCUGUCAUGAAUGCCCAUGUAAAUCGUGUGCAUCGCAGCACAAAUUCAAAGACAGUGGUAUUUAAGCAUAAAUGCGACAAAUGUUCUCGAAGUUACAAUUGGCUAGGAGAUUUAGUUCGGCACAAACGUUUAGUACAUGCACUAGAAAAACCACAAUUUAUUUGUGAUUUUUGCGGACAUAGAUUUAAUGCAAAAUAUCAUUUGGUAGGGCACAUUGUUUCCCUCCACUCACAGACAUCGAAAUCCAGACAUGAAUGUGACAAGUGCGCGCGAAGUUACAAGUGGCCAAAAGAUUUGAAUAGACACAAACGUUUAAUACAUGCAGCAGUCAAAUCACAAUUUAUUUGCGAUUUUUGCGGACAUAAAUUCGAUACGAAAGAUCAUUUGGUAGUACACAUGACUUUGCACUACACUAGCCAAAUAGACGAUUCACCUAAAUCUACUUACAAAUGCGACCAAUGUUCUAGAAGCUACAGUUACAGACGUGGUUUGACUGAGCAUAAACGUUUAGUACACGGAGAAGUUAAACUGCAAUUUACUUGCGAUAUUUGCGGUUUCAAAACUAAACGCAAACAAUACUUGUCUAGACAUAUUACUUCAAAACAUCUUAAUGAAUAAUCAUUAUUACGCACGCGAAUCUUCGUUCUUUAGGAUAUUAAUCGUACAAAUUGAAUAUUUAAAUACCUUAAAUAACUUUCUGUGAAAAUUACUUCAUAAUACUUAAUAUCACUUUCUGAAGUUCCGGGAAGGUAGAUUUAUUCUGCAUGGAUUAGCGUUAUUUGUUGUGUAUCAUUUAUUUUUUACUAUAAAAGUAUUUGAUUUUCUAGUAUAGUAUUAUGCAUUGACGAAUGUAUUCUAUUCUGGAACAAUAAAGUAAUCAUUUCUGUAA